AUGGAUGUAAAAACAACUAAAAUAAACCAGAAGCGAAUUGAAAGAAACGAAUUAUUGAACACAAGAAGCGAAUUAGAUGAGAAUGAGAAAUCUGGGUUACAAGUGAAAAAAGAUACACAGAGAGUGGAAAGAUCCCAGCAAGAACCCACUGGUGCUGCAGUAGCUUCAGCCGUUCUACAGGAUAUUGGUAUUAUUAACGAAGACAAAAGCAGUAUUAUAGAUAACAAGAUUCGUCGUGCUAGAGGUAAGAAACGUGAAGGUAUACUAGAAACCAAUCAAAACUCAUCAUUACCUGGCCUGUUUUUUGAUGAAAGGAAGGAUGAAACGCUAAAGAUGGAAGACGGUCGUCGACGAAAAAUCCGGGAACAGCACAUUACUCUUAUAAAAAUGCCAGAGUCUGUAUACUUGACGCAUGUUUGUCCUGAAUCAGGAACUUCGUCGAACAUCAGGAAAUAUAUUUUAGAGUAUUUCGAUAAAUCUCAAAUUACAACAGAUUAUCUGAGAGUGAUAGGAUGCGACGGAACAAACGUCAAUGUUGGAAAAUAUUCAGAAAUUAUUGCAAAUUUGGAAAAAUAUUUGGAUAGACCGUCGCAGUGGUUUAUUUGCCAGUUGCUUGAUUUCAACAUAAUUGAGUUGAAUAUUCCGGCACUAGAUGAGUCUGUAAGGACUGAUCUCAGCACAGAUCAAAAAUAUCUUUAUGAUAUAUGUGAUUCUAUUUCAAAAGGAACUGUAGACGAAAACUUAUCCACACGAAGCCCUGAACCGCCAUUAACAAUGGGGUUACCAGAAGAAGUUUUAAAUGAUAUCGUGAAAAAUCCGGCUACAUCAAUGUUAUUUUCUGAAAUAAAAUCGUAUCCAUGUCACACGCAAGCGGUGGAAUGGGCUGUUAAAAUAGUAACGGAAGCUUCAGCUGCAGUUUGUGGUGGUGACAACAGAGAUGGUGUAAUUAGGGCAAAAUUGGAAUCACAUAGAAUCAUGCCUUCUUUUGGAUCCAAACAAGAUUAUAAAUUAAAUUAA
Messenger RNA from Psylliodes chrysocephalus, 1017 nucleotides. NCBI's taxonomy places the organism in Eukaryota, Metazoa, Arthropoda, Insecta, Coleoptera, Chrysomelidae. The record is from the annotation of a GenBank genome assembly.